Molecule: messenger RNA, 1358 nt
Organism: Melospiza melodia melodia
Lineage: Eukaryota; Metazoa; Chordata; Aves; Passeriformes; Passerellidae
Product: cobalamin binding intrinsic factor-like
Exons: 8
Coding region: 42-1304 (420 amino acids)
Biological process (GO): cobalamin transport
Molecular function (GO): cobalamin binding
Source: RefSeq, a predicted model, not a curated record
CUCUGCUGCCCUGAGUGGAUCUGCUCUCCUGAGGACAGAGGAUGCCCAGCAUGGCUUACAGCAUGGCAGUCCUGCUGGCCCUGGCAAGUGCCACGGUCACACAGGGCUGCGGUGAGUGUCAGUCCUCCUGCAGUGGCACCGCAGACAGACCGGUGACACUGCAGGGGGACGAGUGGAUGCUGCACAGGGCUCCUGGUGACCUGCCCUCAGUGGCAGAGGGGUGCAAUCACCACCUGGUCCAGAAGCUGCUGCACCGCAUGGAGAAAUCCGUCAAGUUUGACGAGGCACCGAACCCCAGCAUCCUGCUGGCCAUGAACCUGGCUGGAGCCACCCACGGCCAUGUCCACAACUGGCUGCUCCAGGAGAUAAAGGAGGAUGCAGUGGAGAGAGCCCAGACAGACCUGACCUCGGGACAAGUGGCUCUGUACGUCCUCGCCCUCCUCUCCUCCUGCCAGGACCCCCGAAGCGUCCAUGCCAGGGGGAAGACCAUCAACCUGAUCCCCAUCCUGAAGCAGAAAAUGAAUGAGGAGAUAAGCAAAAACGUGAUCACCUGGUACACAGAGAACCUGGACAUCCUGGCCCUGUGCCUGGUGAAGGAAUAUGACUACAAAGAUGCAGUCAAGGCUGUGGCCAAGGAGUUGCUGAACCCUAAGAGCUCCCUCAAAGUGGACACGCAGGCCAUGGCGGUACUGGCACUGGUGUGCGCCUACAAGCACACAGACAAGCAGCACCUGAUCCAUGAUGCACUGAAGGCGGUGACCAACGAUUUUCUGGAUGAGCAAGAAAAGCACAAUGGGAUGAUUGGGAAUAUCUACAGCAUGGGCCUGGCCCUGCAGGCUCUGGAGACCUCGAGUGAGUUUUACGCCCCUCGGAAGUGGGACCGUGCCCAGGCCUUCAGCGUGGUCUGCAACUAUGACUACCAACAGCCCAUGGCCAUCGCCCAGGUGCUGCCUGACCUGGUGGGCAAGUCGUACCUGAACGCAGCUUCCAUCACGGUGCAGUUCUCCAUCACCAACACGCUGAAGAAUUACUUCCACUACUCCACCUCGGUGUGUGUCCCAGAUAACUCCACGCUGCUCCAGGUGAUGAAGGUGGCAAGGAAGGAGAAACCCGACAUCUUUUGCUUCAAGACACAGAAGACAUCUUUGGGUCCCUUUGUGACCUCCAUCCACGGGUUGGCUGGCAAUGAAAACGAAAGGACCUACUGGCAGUUCUUCAGCUGCUGGAGUCCCCUCCAGGAAGGGGUUGGCACCUACAAACCGAAAAACUGGGAGCACAUCCAGGCCAUAUUCAGCACCUACUGAUGCCACCAAGACACCCUGGACCCCUCCAUGGAGCAAUAAAGUGAUAUUUCAGCA